GCACACAACACGAUGAUUUGACGGCUGCACAUCACAGCCAGCGGCCCGACGAGCUCCAUCCACGCUGGCAUAUGUGGCGGCCACCGCGCGCUGCGCUCAGGAUUAUCUGCGGGAUUGGCGCUGUCGCUGCGGCGUUUCCACGGUGGGAUUACACGCGAAGGGGUCCUGAACGCGCCGCCGUCACCAGAACAAAACGGAUGACAGUCUGGGGGUCAGAGAUGGGAGAGGGUCUGGAGCCUCUCUCCCCUGUAGGAUGGUAGCCGACAGCUCAGUGGAGGACCACGACAAGACUCGCUCGUCAAGCUCAGCGUCGCCGUCACCAUCCUCGUCCUCGUCCUCGUCUUCGUCCUCGCCGCCCCGCACGGAGUCGGAGCAGCUCCAGCAUCGGGCCGCUCCGGACCGGAACCCGGGCGUAGCGCGCGUGCCCUCCGCGUACCUCACCCACUUCCCCACCUUCGCCUGCAAGGAGGACUGCCGCAUCAUCACCGACACCGCGGUCAAGCUCGAGCGCUGCGGCUUCUACUGGGGCCCCCUGGGGGUGGAGGACGCGCACCGCAUGCUGCGGGACGCGCCGCUGGGCAGCUUCCUGAUCCGGGACAGCCGGCAGAAGGACGUGUUCUUCACGCUGUCCUACCACGCCAAGAGCGGCCCGGUCAGCGUGCGCAUCGACUACCGGCGCCAGCGCUUCUCGCUGGCGGGCACCCAGCGCGCCUUCCCCACGCUCUUCGCGCUGCUGGAGCACUACGUCAGCUCUCCCAAGAGGUGCCUGAGCGGCCCGUACAGGAAAUGGGAGCCCACGCUGCAGGAGCGCUGCAGGAAGCGCAUCGUGGAGCUGUGCGGCGGCGAGAGCCACAUCCCGCAGCUGCCGCUCACGCACGUGGUGCGGGACUUCCUGUCCGACUUCCCCUACAAGCUGUGACCCGUCUCCCAGUCGGGGUUUUGACAGUAUUGUUGCUGGCGCUCUCGGCGAGCCGCCGCCCGUUGCCGUGGCGACAGAUGGAGCCAGCCGCCCGGGUCGACCUGCGGCGCCGCAGGCGUGUGCAGCCUCAGUGUCAGCGCGUGGGGG
This is a messenger RNA of Betta splendens (Siamese fighting fish), 1066 nucleotides long. RefSeq names its product suppressor of cytokine signaling 1a (gene socs1a). The transcript has 2 exons. Bases 254 to 919 code for a protein of 221 amino acids. Gene Ontology annotation, molecular function: 1-phosphatidylinositol-3-kinase regulator activity. Gene Ontology annotation, cellular component: phosphatidylinositol 3-kinase complex. The record is from RefSeq and is a predicted model, not a curated record. Gene Ontology annotation, biological process: phosphatidylinositol phosphate biosynthetic process; intracellular signal transduction. Lineage: Eukaryota; Metazoa; Chordata; Actinopteri; Anabantiformes; Osphronemidae.